Messenger RNA from Pistacia vera, 1144 nucleotides. RefSeq lists its product as uncharacterized. The coding region runs from base 212 to 1048 and encodes 278 amino acids. The record is from RefSeq and is a predicted model, not a curated record. Lineage: Eukaryota; Viridiplantae; Streptophyta; Magnoliopsida; Sapindales; Anacardiaceae. The transcript has a single exon.
CUCCACACCAUACUUCAAUAUUCUUCCCAUUUUUGUUGCCUCUUGCUCUCUCCUUACUCGACAAUAAAGCUAUACUUAAACCUAAACCUGCAGCUAUUUCUGACAAUUCCUUCUUUCUCAUCAUUUCCUUCUUUCUUUAUAUAUUGCCCUUUUCCAGGGCCAACCUCUUUGUUUUUUCGAAUUUUCUUUCCCGGCUUCAGGUUCUUUGGCUAUGGCUAUUGAUGUUUGUUCGGAGAUUUCUAGUCCUCGUAUCUCAUUUUCAUAUGAUCUAAACCAGAAAGAUCAUGGAGUGUCACAGUUUGAGAGAAGAUUGGAUUCAUCGCUUCUUGAUUCGAGCUCUGAUUUCGAUUUCUGCAUUGGCAAUAGUAGGUUAUACCAGGAGCUUUCUUCAGCUGAUGAGCUUUUCUCCAAUGGCAAGAUUCUUCCUGUUGAAAUCAAGAAGAAGAAACAAAUCAUUCUUUCUACAAAACAAAUCCAUCAACCACCACCACCACCAUCUUCGUCACCCUCUCCUCAUCCUCAGCAAAUAAUGGCCAAUGAAAGUUGCACAGAAAAGAAGAGAUUAAAAGAGUUCUUGUCAAUGAGUCUAGAUGAUGCGGAUGAUGAUGAAUACGACAAGCCUCUGUAUAAAUCUUUCUGGCAAUUCAAACGAAGCAGUAGUCUCAACUGCGAUAGCACUCGAAGCAAGAGUUUAAUCAAGUCUUUACAGUUCCUUUCGCGAAGUAAUUCCACUGGUUCUGCUCCAAAUCCAAAACAUUCAUCCAUUUCAAAGGAAUCCCAGAAGCAGAAUUUACAAAGACAACCAUCUGUUUCAAGGAAAUCAAAAGUUUCAAGCUCUGGUUCUUACUAUUCUUAUUACAACAAUUCUUCUUCAACCCAGAAGCCUCCUUUGAAGAAGAACUGUGGAUCCUAUAACAAUGGCAACAAUGGUGUCAGAAUUAGUCCAGUUUUAAACAUCCCUCCUCCUUACAUUUCAAAUGCCACCGUAAAUCUCUUUGGCCUCGGUUCACUCUUCUGUAAUGGCAAGAUUAAAAAGAAGAAGAGAUAGAUUCUUCUCCAUUAUAUGCAAAGCUUUUAUUAUUACCCUUCAGUCGUUUUACAGUACAGAUGGAUUUGGUUGUCACAUGUGAUAAGUUUAUGUAAA